Messenger RNA from Olea europaea var. sylvestris, 2044 nucleotides. RefSeq names its product teosinte glume architecture 1-like. The coding region runs from base 915 to 1883 and encodes 322 amino acids. Gene Ontology annotation, molecular function: DNA binding. Gene Ontology annotation, cellular component: nucleus. NCBI's taxonomy places the organism in Eukaryota, Viridiplantae, Streptophyta, Magnoliopsida, Lamiales, Oleaceae. The record is from RefSeq and is a predicted model, not a curated record. The transcript is spliced from 3 exons.
UUCUGCAUAAUUUUUACCUUCUUGAAAUGAGGUUCUCUGGGUUUUGUUUACAUGAUAAUGUAACAAAUACAGAAUUUUCUCCUGCUGCAUUGAUCUGAAAUUAAAGCUUCCAAUGCGGCCCUUGUGGGUUGGUGUGGGGUUGUUGGGGGUUGGGAUGGUGAAAGUACUACCAUUUUUUAACUAUUGCUCCGAAAGACCUGUUUAAUCUGUCUGUCUUACCUAAAAAGUUGGAAAAAUUACCCUGUUCAAAAAGAAGACCGCUCAGUCAUCAAUUUUGUUACUUGAACACGGAUAAUUCCCAAAAAGAAUACAAAAAUCUGCUUCUAAAUUGGGGAAAAUUUAAUUCCUUAAGACUAGACUAUGUCUUGAAGUUGUAUUAGCAUGGAAAUCAGUAAUUCUGAAUGUUGAAUUAUAUUGUAUCCCCUUUUUGAUAUACUGAUAUUUGUAUAUUUUAAUUUUGAAUGUUAAUAUACCGAUAAGAAUUGUUCUCUUCUGAAUAUGUCCUAUGUAUUUACUUGAAAUUAUUGGAGUGGUAAAUCAAAAUCUUUUAGCCUUUAGGAUUAGCAUUAGCCUGCAAUUGUGCGUUUCUUUUCUGCCUUAUCUUGUAAUUUGGAUUAAUCAAAUCUUAAUCUUUGUUUAUGAUUUUUUACUAUUCAGAUCAGACAUACUUGAUGUUUAACUGGCAGGACGAGUACGGUAAGGACGUUAUUGAAGAUCAAUGGCGUAUUGAUUUAGGAAGAGCUUGAUUGAGAGUAAACGGAGUGUGUGAACUAUUUCGGAGCGAAAAACUGUUACCCUGUUUUCAAGUUUCAGCACUGUGAGUAGCUGAUCAGCACCUCGAAUAUUGGGGGUUAAAUCAUAUUGGGAUUGAGCUUUUGGAAGUUAAAGGAUUCGUAAUCUUCUAAGACUUCUCAAUGGAUUCGUCAGCAUUUUCUGGAUCAUCGAAAAGGGCCAAGGCUCCUGGGAAUGUUACCCAAAUUGCUCAGUGCUUGGUUGAUGGGUGUGUUGCUGACUUAAGCCUUUGCCGAGAGUAUCACCGACGCCAUAAAGUCUGUGAGAUACACUCAAAAACUGCAAAAGUCACCAUAGGGGGUCGAGAGCAGCGAUUUUGUCAACAGUGCAGUAGGUUUCAUUCCUUGAUAGAGUUUGAUGAAGGAAAGAGAAGCUGCAGGAAACGUCUUGAUGGCCACAACAGACGCCGGAGGAAGCCUCAGCCUGACACACUGUGCAGAAGUUCUGGAUUGAUGUUUCCCGGCCAGCAAGGUACACGAGUUCUCUCAUUUAGUAGCCCAGAAAUACAACCGAAUCCCGUUCCAAGUUCAUCUUGGGCCAGGGUUGUGAAAACUGAGACUAAUAUGGUUCUAAACAACAAUCUGAAUUACAUCGAGAGACAAAAUACAUACCCUGGAGGUUCAGCACACAGCUUUAAAGGAAUAAAUCAACUUCAAUUCUUGCAAAGCACUCCCCAAAGUAUCCAAGAAAAUUCCAUCUGUCAACUUCUUCUUGAUCCGAAUGCUGCAUCAGGAAGUAAUAAUACCUGCAGCCAAAAUAUUUAUUCUGAUGGGUUAAAUCAGGUCGUUGACUCUGAUCGUGCUCUCUCUCUUCUGUCAUCGGCCCCUGCUGUAUCUCGGGAAUUCGGUUUUGACCAUAUGGUGCAGCCUGACCAAGUCCUCCCCAAUGCACAGUCCCUUCACAACAUGCAGUAUAUCAGUCUAGGCCAGUACUCGUAUCCUCGAGAAGUUGAAAGCAAGUCAGUAGGGUUUGAUAUGGAUUCCCGUGGUAGCAAAAACUCCACCCUCAAUUUUCAGGGGAUAUUUAUGAAUGAGCCCGACGGAUCGUCUACUAGUGGAUCCCACCAAACGCGGACAUUCACGUGGGAGUAAAUUUAGCUUAAUUCUAUUGACUUAUUAUUGUCAAAUAUACUUUGUUUCUAUUCUGUCUUUCUUUGCUAAACACAUGAUAUUGAAUUCUUGUGGCAGAAAAUGCCUUUUAAGGAAUUUCCCUUGUGUGCUCCUCUUUCUGUACUAUGUGAGCAGUGAGCCUA